GAUCUCUAAUAACUAAUGACCAAGUCUAAUUCCUCAUGCUAUUCUUAUGCCAUUCAGGGUUUUCAUCGUCUUCGUGAUGAUGGCAUUGACACCGUUCAACAUGAAGGUGGUGGUACUGUAGAACACAGGGAAGACAGUCAGGUAGAAGAGUUUGACUUCGGUGAGGUGUUUGUUCACCAGGCAAUCCAUACUAUUGAGUACUGUCUUGGAUGUAUAUCCAACACUGCUUCGUAUCUUCGUUUAUGGGCCCUUAGUCUUGCACACGCUGAAUUAUCCGAGGUUCUUUGGCAGAUGGUUCUACAUCUAGGCCUGCCAAUGAAAGGAGCAUUAGGAAUCAUUGCAACAUUUGGAUUGUUUUCGUUGUGGGCAGUGCUGACCAUCGCUAUUCUUCUCAUUAUGGAAGGAUUGUCUGCCUUUUUGCACGCACUUCGUCUUCACUGGGUGGAGUUCCAAAGCAAGUUUUACAUUGGAACUGGUUACAUGUUCAAGCCCUUUUCUUUUGAGCUCAUCCUAUCUGGAGAAGCGGAUAACUAAUUAAAAUUCUCUAAUAAUUCUCUAAUAAAUCUAAAUGAUUAUUAAUAAUUGGGGUGGUACAAUUUGGCGAAUAAACAAAAGAAAAACAUUACGUAACAGGUUAACGAGGUUUCGCAGUAAUAGAGAGUUUUAGAUUGACAUUUUUUUCUCCCCGCAAACGGCAAACGUGACCACGUUUCCAUAGUUUUCUUCACACCUUCACACCAAGCGAAAAUAUUCGUUUGGUUUUCUUCUACUUGGACUUUUUUGGUUCUUUUUCAGUAAGUUAGAAUGAUUUUUUACUGGUCAACUGACGUUUCACGUUUACCGUGAACGUAAAUCUAAAACUCUCUAAUAAGCCAUGAGUCAUGUUGCACGGCAGGAACGCGAUUUUUUUUGCGUUACGAAAAUUCCAUCCUUCAGCACUAUACAGUAGUUGCCAUGAAACCCCAUCUAAAGACUGAAAUUGUGUCAAUAUAACCCCAGAAAUAUCAAGUUUAACCCGAACUACCAAAGCAAUUUGAAGUAAGGAUUUUUGACCAUUUUAAAGAUGACUUUGUCUGUGGAUUCUGAGAACUGUAGUAACGAAUAACUGUAGUAACAAUUGCAGAAAUAAAGAAAAUAUCUGGGCCAA
Messenger RNA from Actinia tenebrosa (Australian red waratah sea anemone), 1147 nucleotides. Its product is annotated as V-type proton ATPase 116 kDa subunit a 1-like. Gene Ontology annotation, molecular function: proton-transporting ATPase activity, rotational mechanism; ATPase binding. Gene Ontology annotation, cellular component: plasma membrane; proton-transporting V-type ATPase, V0 domain; vacuolar proton-transporting V-type ATPase complex. The record is from RefSeq and is a predicted model, not a curated record. Gene Ontology annotation, biological process: proton transmembrane transport; vacuolar acidification. NCBI's taxonomy places the organism in Eukaryota, Metazoa, Cnidaria, Anthozoa, Actiniaria, Actiniidae.